Messenger RNA from Linum trigynum, 3195 nucleotides. The record is from the annotation of a GenBank genome assembly. NCBI's taxonomy places the organism in Eukaryota, Viridiplantae, Streptophyta, Magnoliopsida, Malpighiales, Linaceae.
GAUAUCACUUAUCAUUAUGUAUAACUAGAUUCAAUUUUCUCCAAUAUCUCAAACUAAUAACACUCAUUGAUGACCAUAUAUUUUAUGUGUUCAAUUCAUGCAAAUGGUAACAGAAAUUGAUCAUGACCAUACAAAGUUUUUUUUUUUGUCACGUCAAACAUGCAUGCCAUAUGUCAUGGUGUGAAUUAUCAUUGCACUAACAUGAAAUAUGCAUAUACCAUCGGUCAUGGUGUGAAUUAUGAAUUACAUAUAACAUAAAUUGAACAUGAAAUAUGCAUGCAGUUCGUCAUGGUGUGAAUGAUCAACAAGUUAACAUAAUGUUAGGAAUGAACGACAAUGAUUGUUCCCAAACAUUUACUCAUCCAAUUCCAUCACUUUCACUCCAUUGAUUCUCAACCCUGUAAGCAUGUCGAGCAUACAUACAAACGGCAAGCCGUCACCAGAGUACUUCAUCGGAGUCAAAUCGAUCAAGAUCAAUGGCAAAGCAAUUCUAUCGAAUAAAAGCUAUGUUAUCCAUAAACAAAAAUGGUCAUGGACGAACUAAAAUUAACACAAGUUAUUACCCAUACACAGCUCUGCACACUUCAAUAUACAAUUCCUUGGUCAAGGAGUUCACGAAAUGGAUAUGAUCACAGGGCACGAAAAGGGUCGGAGUCGUGGUACCGUUUGAGCCUUGAGGCAUGAUUUAACUCCACGGGCAUUUUCAGCACCCGGGUCGGGGCAAGUGUCCCUGUGAUCACCCUUGCGUUGAAGGACAGUAAGCUUUUUGGAGCAUGUUUGGAUCGAACUCGACGGUUGAAGUGAAGAAGAGUGUACCAGUUGGAGAAUGUCCUGUUGCAGUUUAAUGUUGCUGGGAAAAGGUUAGGGUCCGGUCCUACACUUUUGGGUGAUCGCACUAGUUGUGCCCACUUCUUCAACUUUACCUCCAAAGCGUAGUGACUAAAGGGUACUAUAUGUUAUCCCCGCGCCAUGGCUUGAUAGACAUCCACCGCAUCUCCAGUUAAAGGGAUAAAUAAGAAUCAAAUAAAAGAUAUGCGUAGCUUGAUGAGCAUGGUCAAUCUUUUCUAUAAAUUUAGAGGAUUGUAUUAUGUUUUGCUGUAUUUGUACAGGCAGAGCCACGGGUUGGGAGCAGGGGAUGCCAUUCUCGGAAAUCCCCUGUUUUUUAGUCUUAUUAGUUACGGACAGAUUCUUAACUCUAUAGACACAGCCAGCCAGCCAAAAUGGUGUCGUGUGGCCUAUCAGGCUGCCAUUGCCAUACCUCAACUUGCAAACUGAUCCAGCAACCCUAUGCAGGAAUGAUUUGAUUCUCUCUGACCCUUCCGCAUUGAACAUGAUUCCCAAUGUUUCCAGCUGUUGACCACAUGAUCCCAAGUCUCAAUAACCCAAAGUGGUUGUUAACGGGAAUAAAACAUGUGGAAAAAGUAGUAAUGCAUAUUGUUUAGUAUCAACUUGGUAUAUCUUAAUGGUUGAGAUGUGUGCCUACAAGCUGGCAUCUCCAUGGAAACCCCAAUAUAAAUACACACUAGUUCGGAAAGCCCGUGCUGCGCGGCGGGUUGCAAAAUGAACAUCUUGCGAUCUGAAUAAAUAACCAAUAACAAUUUGGAGAGAAUUCAGUAUAGCAUCUGACUGUGGAAGGGCAAAAUGCACUAAUAAAUGGAACAGAAGGGUUGUUUUUAACCUGCUAAUAAAGUAAUAACUAAAAUACUCAUAUCUUAUACAUACAGGAAGCAUCCACUCGUAGCAAGACCCAACUAAAUUCACAACCCGAGAAAAUUAUCCCAAGAACUGAAAAAAUAAAAAGAUUUACAUCAGUAUUUAACACAUACCCAAAAUGUACAAUUAUCAUGUGAAGGAAAUUUUAUCAGUAAGGAAUUGAAAGAAGAGCAUAUAGAUAGCCUGCACUGAAGAACAUUUGAAAGAACUUUAGUAGAUAGCGACAGAGCAAACAACUGCUGAAUUUUUUUAUAGCUCUAAUAGGAAGUAGAGAAGGGGGAGAGAUCUCAAUGAAUCUGCCUUUGAUAUGCACCUUCAAAUCCCUCAAUAUAACCCGUUUACUCAAUAGGCUCAUAUCUAUAAAAAAUCUGGAGGGCGACAAAACCUGAACCGCGAUAUCAAUGAAGGAAUCAUCUAAUUCAAUGAAUAAGGAAAACAAAGUCAAUGAAAAAUGGUUAGGCCAUUCAUCUUAUGAACCCAGAAACACAUGAUUUCUGGGCUGUGAAGUGCGAACAACUACAGUCAGAAAAACUUGAUAGAAUUUUUAAAAAGAUAGUAAAACAAAAUAAAACACCCAAAAGCAUUAAAAGGAGUACAAAUACUUGUAUUUUCUCUUUCUCACAACCAAAGAACAUAAUGAAACUCAAAAUUAGAGGCAACUAAACAGAAAGUAAACAAAUAGAUGAAACCAAGAGAUUGAUAGUGUCCCAAUGAUUGUGUUACACAAUAGUUUGAGAAAUAAGAUCUCAAAAGGGAUGGAAAUUAAGAGAGAUUGGAGUGACUCUUAACCUGAUACCAAACACUGAAUUAAUUAACUGGGAGGAAGGUAGGAUUAGAUGUUGAGCUAAGCGACUCAGUUCAUUACCAAGAAAAUGAAUUGGGUUGUAAUUCAUGACACAAGUUAACUCAAUUUCAAAACAGAACAUGAGAUUAGUAUUGAGUUGUAGAAAACCUUAGUGUUCCUUCUUAUUUCAUACCUAGCAAUGGUCGAGGGUGAAUCUGGGAGAUACAUCCUUCCACAAGCUACUGAAAUAUCACAGAAGAAAGGGAUAGCAGUAAAGAAAAAGGAAAGCAAAUCAAAUAACUUAUGUUUGUAAGAGUAUCACACCAAUUACAUAUAAAGUUACUCAGUUUCACUAUGAUAGGUUACAGUCAAGGUCUCAGACACCAUGGUGUGGAAGUGUUCUUCCCUAAAAUCAUGAAAAAGCGUAGAUUUCAGCUAUGAGCAUUGAAUCCUCUACCCUUCAAUAAAAAAUCAAACCAUACAUUGUUCAUAAGGCAUGAAAGGACUUUGAAAGUGUAGCUUUUACAGGAACAACGGUAAGAAUAUUCUAAAGAACUCUGUAAUCAAAUCCUCUGUGACAUUUCCAGACUUCUUGCGAAGAAGACUUCAUCUAUGAGCAUGGAAAAGAACAUAAUUGAAUCCAAACAUUUAAAAUAAGAACACCGCAAUGAGAACACAAAACUAUAAGUCUGAUUUGC